Molecule: messenger RNA, 3042 nt
Organism: Photinus pyralis (common eastern firefly)
Lineage: Eukaryota; Metazoa; Arthropoda; Insecta; Coleoptera; Lampyridae
Product: dual specificity protein phosphatase CDC14C-like
Exons: 9
Coding region: 537-2363 (608 amino acids)
Biological process (GO): cilium assembly; regulation of exit from mitosis; protein dephosphorylation
Cellular component (GO): centrosome; spindle pole; nucleolus
Molecular function (GO): protein serine/threonine phosphatase activity; protein tyrosine/serine/threonine phosphatase activity
Source: RefSeq, a predicted model, not a curated record
GGUCAUACCAACUGUAAAAUGUGCGCUGUUUUUUGAUCAAAGUACUUCCGAUGUUUUUGUCAUUCCGAUUGGUUAUUAUAAAUAUUUAACUACCGUCUCAUACAUUUUUUGUCAGCAAACUUGAAACUAUUGCCUACAUCCUAUCAGAGAAAGAUGAGUCCUUAGUAAUUUUUGUAUCUUAACAUUGUCCGAACUACUUAGAUUUCCGCCAUAUUAGAUUUAAAGUUAACACUGUUUUUAACAGUUAGCUUUUGUGUUAGUUUUGUUAGGAGUAUGGGACUUUAAGGACAAAUGAAAAAGUCGUUGCAAUUGUAUUUAAGCCAAAUAUAAUGUUCCCAGUUUUAAAAUUCUCAUAACUAAUAUGUGGGUGUCAGUGUGUCAAUUAAUUGUUAAACAACAUACGGUUUGUUAAUGCAUAAGGUGUACAGUUAUUUAACAUUUUUGUUUUGAUGAACUUUAAAAACGUCGUUUGGAGGGAGUGAGUGAGCCUGUGUAUCUAUGAACACCUACAUUCCUUAAAUUUAUAUUUCCUAAUUAUGGCAUUUUACGAUGAUGUUUUAAUUAAUGCUACCGAAUUCAUAAAAAAGAGAUUUUAUUUUGUGUCCAUACGAACAGGUGAUAAACCAAAAUCUACCCAAUGCACACACUUUUUCACAGUUGAUAAUGAAUUGGUAUACGACAGCUUUUUCAAUGACUUUGGCCCUUUGAAUAUCUGUAUGCUGUAUCAUUAUUGCGUUAAAGUGAACAAAAAGUUAAAAUCCGCAGCUCUACAAAAGAAGAGGAUAGUUCAUUAUACCAGCUGCGAUGAAGAAAGAAGGGUUAACGCCGCAUUUUUGGCUUCAGGGUACAUGAUCAUCUAUGAGAACUAUACACCUGAACGCGCUCUCGAGGUCCUAUCAAUCCAUAACUCUGUGGAUUUUAUAGACUUCCGUGAUGCCUCUGUUGGCAUGCCAUACACCAUUGAAUUAUUCGAUUGUCUCAAGGGACUAAAAAAGGCUUAUGAUCACGGUUUCUUUAAUUUCGACGAUUUCGACUUUUUAGAGUACGAGCACUAUGAGAGAGUUGAGAACGGUGACUUAAAUUGGAUUAUUCCGGGAAAGUUUAUAGCAUUUUGCGGUCCUCAUAACAAGACCACCGUUGACAAUGGUUAUCCGUUGCAUUCCCCAGAGGCUUAUUUCUCUUACUUUCGCCGUCACAAAAUAACUACAAUUAUACGAUUAAAUAAAAAAAUUUACGAGGCAUCGAAGUUUGUCAAUGCCGGAUUUGCUCAUAAAGACUUAUAUUUUAUUGAUGGAAGUACACCCAGUGACAAAAUUUUGUCACAAUUCCUAAACAUCUGCGAAAAAACCGAAGGAGCUAUUGCAGUUCACUGCAAGGCCGGUUUGGGAAGGACAGGUACUUUAAUUGCCUGUUAUAUUAUGAAACAUUACAAGUUCACCUGUUACGAAGCAAUAGCCUGGAUUAGACUGUGUCGUCCCGGCUCAAUCAUUGGUCACCAACAAAUGUGGUUGGAGAACAAACAAGCGCAAAUGUGGGCAGCAGGAGAAGAGUAUCGCCGCAAACUGGGCCUACCCGAACCGGCGAAACAUGCCAAAGGAAUUUAUAAUUACAAUAGAGGUCCAGAAUUUACUACUUAUCUCAGGAAACUCAAAAAUCACGAUGUAACUGGUAUUUCCCAUAAAGUCGAUACUAUGCAACUAAAAGAUAAUAGCGCGGUGAGUACGGAGAAUGAUGAGGAGACACAGGGAGACCAGUUGAAUCAAAUAAAAGCGGAAAGAGCCGCGCGAAGCUUAUUGCAGCACUCUACCCCCGGCAAAAAGACAUUUUGCAGUAUUGUCUCUUCGCUUGAUAACCAGUUUCGUGGCAAUAAAAUAACAGGAUUAGGAACAAAAAGUUGUGCCGUGUCUUCUUCUAGAGUUGUAAUAAAAAGCGGCACACAGUUUCCAGUGAACUACAUUUUACCUACUCUUCAAACUACAAAUAGAUUAUGUUAUAAACCUGGAAACGGCUCAAAUGACAGAAAGCUGUCCUUAAGAAGAACUAAUUUGCGUACAUCCAUUCCUUCGACCUCUACCAAUAGCGAUAAUAAGACUCUAAGAGUAUUACGGAGCAGUAAUGGUGGAUCUGUAGCUAAUGGCAAUUCAUCUAUCACACAUUGUGGUACGUCACCAAUGACCAACGGUGACAAAAAAGAAACACUAACUUCACGACGCGCAAAGCGCUCGUUUACCUCUGACAAGGAAAAAUCUACUCCUAGAUCAGUAAAACUACUUCGGAGAUCUAAAAUACAAUCUACAGGUUCUGUUAUUAAUAAAUCAAAGUUUCAUUUACCUAAAGUCAAUAAAAUUUCAAAGACAUUGUAAUCAACUUAACUGUUAGUUAUUAAAGGUGCUAAGCGAAUAGAACUAUUUUUCGAGAACUUAACCAUGUAAUAGCAGUUUUUUUUGUUAUUGUUGCAUAAUUAACAUAGUGUAAUGGAAUGAUACACAGAUCAGUAUUGUUUGGUUUUAAUUAAGUGCAAUUGAUUUCAGCUGAUUUUAUUACUUCUUGCGCAAAAUGUAUUUUAUCAGUGUUGCUGUCAAAGAGAUACCAGUUUUUAUGUUACAGCAAUUUUAGGAUUGUUUUUUACAGCCCGGUUAGUUUGUACAAACAUAUACAAAAAGCAUAAAAUAGUUUUUAAGGGAAAUAUUGUUGCUAUAGAUCUAUUGUUUGCGUUAAUUCAACAUUGUGAUAAUGUUAGCGUUAAAUUUUAAAUAUUUUCAAAUUGUAAAUAAUGAUUUUAUCAAUCUUUUAAAGCAUGAUUAAAAAAUAAAAUCUAUAAAAAGAUACAUAAAUAUCAACUAUAAAGAUAGAUGAUCGCUUUAUCCUCUAAAACUUUGUUGGUAGGUUUGUGCCAUGUGUUUAAUAUAAUGUUACACAUUUUAAUAUAUUUUGUUGUUGGCUCUUCAAGCUUAUUUUUAUACAUUUUAGAUUAGUGUUUGUAACAUAAAUGCUACAUGUUUGUUUAUUGAGUAAUGUUUAUUAAAACGUGCCUCCACUCAA